AUGAUACUACACCACUACCUCCCCACCCCACGCCAUUCUCAUUCUUCCCCGCCGCUCCUCCCCUCUUUCCCACGAAAAGAGAAUCUCUCUCCCCCACCCUCCUUCUUGCUCUCCUUAACGCCGCCGUAGCUUCCCAUUUCCCUCUUCAAUCGCUGUUACCAUUCUCUUGUCUUCUUCUACUAUUCUUUUUUCCCUUCCCCUUCGCAUGUUCUCAGAGCUCCGCCCCUACCCGAAUUUUUCCUCUUCUCCAAUCUCUCUCGAUUACAAACAAUUCAGGUCGUCGUCUUUCCUUGUCGAGAACCCGGAAGGUGAUGGUGACCAGAUUCAGUUUUUUCUAAGUGGAGGCAGGCGAGUGUUUAGCAAAAUUAGGGUUCCAAGUUUCGCCAGACUUUUCAACCCAUAAUUUUGCAUUUUAUAUUUUCGUUUUUAUUUUAAAAUCAGGCGGCCCAAAAUGAAAAACCGAUUGAACGGUCUGAGCGGUUCGCACGAUUAACCAUGUUGACAGCUCACCUACCGGCCAUUUGACCCGAAGCGGCUAUUUAAUUGAUCCGAACCGAGAUGACAACCGGGUGUCGGUUUUGGCGGUUGGACCGACAAGCUCGGGUCGGUCUUGAUAACAGUGCUAUUAAGUAUUAACCAGACACCAGUAUUCAAAUCAAGGAUUCGUAAUGCUUUUGGAAGGCCAAUUGAGACCGAAGCGAAGCAAAGCAGGCAAUCAAUUCCACGAUGCCCUACAGGAUAAAACAAACUAAUAAACAUUGUCACGAGGGAGCAAAAUCUGGGAUGAGUAUCAACUAUCCAGCAAAGCAAUGACCUAAAGCCACCUACCUAACCAACGAAAACCAAACUUUUGCCGAAUUCCUUUACAUGCUUGUAUUUUUGUAUUCGUUUCCUUGGAUUUUGCGGCUUCCUCUGUUCUUCCGCCUCUCCCACUCUCCAAAGCCCAAAGCUUUCCCAUCCUUCGUAUUCUUCUAUUUCCCAUCGACCAAAGUCUCGACAUUUUCCAGUAUCUCAUCCCUUGAUUCCUUUUAAUCGACACAACCCUUCUCCUUGUUCAUCAAAUUGACAAUACCCAAUUAUUGUUUUCUCCUCAGAGCUCCCAGACCAGGCAUAUAGAAAAACUGAGUUCCAGUUUUCGUUUUCAUGGGAAGGUGCUCGCUGUUUGAUCUCGAGCGGCACUUCGCCUUCUAUGGAGCUUAUCACAGCAACCCAACUAACAUUCUGAUUCACAUGAUAUUCGUCUGGCCGAUUCUCUUCACUGCCCAAUUGAUUCUCUACUUCACGCCUUCUUUACAGCCCAAGUUUGAGUUCUCCCUCUUGGGGAUCGAUGCCUUUCUAGUUCUCAAUGUCGGGUUGUUGUUUACAGUGAUCUAUGGUGUUUUCUAUAUCUGUUUGGAUAAGAAAGCUGGCUCCUUGGCUGCUCUGCUUUUGCUCUUCUGCUGGGUAGCCAGCAGCUUCUUGGGUUGCUGGCUCGGAUUCUCCCUUGCUUGGAAGGUUGUUGUGGUUGCCCAGAUAGUAUGCUGGACUGGACAGUUCAUUGGGCAUGGUGUCUUUGAGAAACGAGCACCAGCUCUUUUGGACAACCUCAUUCAAGCAUUUCUAAUGGCUCCCUUCUUUGUGUUAUUGGAGACUCUGCAGACCUUCUUCGGUUAUGAACCGUACCCUGGAUUUCAUGCAACUGUUCAGGCCAAGGUUGAUACUGAGAUCCGUGAGUGGCAAGAGAAGAAGCAGAAGUUACUUAAUUAAGUGCAAACCAUGAUGUCCUUCCAGUUACCUUAUUCCAUCAUAUGCAUGAAUAUUUAACUCCUAAAUCGCUGUGUACUUGAAAUGUUUGAAGCUAUCUGUAUAAAGCCUUCCUCCGUGUUGAACCAAGAAACUCAUAUUGGAAAU
Messenger RNA from Linum trigynum, 1890 nucleotides. The record is from the annotation of a GenBank genome assembly. Lineage: Eukaryota; Viridiplantae; Streptophyta; Magnoliopsida; Malpighiales; Linaceae.